GAAACUUUAACGAGUUUAGACGCGUUCAGACACGUUCAGACGCGUUUCGCUUGUCGUCCUAUUCUUGUUGUUGCAACCGCCUUGAUCACGGUCGAGCAAUAAACUGCCAUAUUGGAGAAGUGUUUCUUUUCGCGUGUCGUACCAAUUAAAUUUACGUGAUAAACUCGGUGCCCUUACAAUCCUCGGCAAGCAUCAUGAACGAGUGGAACGAGCUGUUGAAGGCGGAGCUGCUGCCAUCGACCGGUUCCUUCCGGCCGGAUCCAGACACAACCGGAAGUGGCAACACCGUUGGAGAUGGUUUGCUGCGAAAGAUGGCCUCGUCCGCCUUCGUGUUGCCGCGGGAGAAUUUCGGGUUGUUCCUCCGACAAUCGCUCAAGAAUAUUUCGAUUCCACCCGCGCUGGAGUCUGGUGCGUUGGGGAAGCAGCAACUGGCUGAAAGUAAGAGCUCUUCAGGUCUGGAAAUCACAUCCACGGGACUGCGCGAGAAGGUAGUCGCUUACGAACAUGCUCCCGAACACCUGCGAUUUAACCCCUUCAUACGCACCGGCUAUCGGACGUAUCUGUCAGCGCGACUCUGCCUAGAGAGCAUGUUCUGGUGGACAAAUGAAACCGUCAACAUUUGGAGCCAUGUUCUCGGGUUGUGCGUGUUCCUCAUUCUGGCGUACUACGACACCGCCAUGCUGCAGAUACAAGCCACCACAGUCGACAAGGUGAUCGUCGGCAUGCUGCUAUUCAGCUUCCAGCUUUGUAUGAUCUUCUCUUCGAUAUACCACACGUUCUCGUGUCACUCCGCGGACAGCUACGAUCGGUUACUUGCCUUCGAUCUGUUCGGUAUCGCCCUGUCGUUGCUGGCCAUCUUCAUGAGUGGCAUCUACUACGCCUUCUGGUGCAACCAGCCGCUGCGGGACUUUUAUAUGAUUACGAUCGGUGUCAUCUUCACCGCAGCUAUGGUACUGCAAAUCCCCCAGCUGAAUGUGCACUCCAACGUGAAAAUGCUGGCCUUCGUUGCCUGGGCUGCGUACGGUGUCGUACCCACGCUGCAUUGGUAUUACGUCAUGGGUGGCACUGAGAGCACGAUGGUCAAGAUAUUCAUUCCACGUGUUAUUGCCAUGUACGCAAUGACCGGCUUUGCAUUCCUUAUCUACGUUACCAAAAUCCCUGAGCGAUGGUGUAUCGGCCGAUUCGACUGCAUUGGCCAUUCCCACAAUCUGUGGCAUCUUAUCGUUCUUGCAGCCCUGUGCUACUGGCAUAACAGCGGGAUGAAGUACGUCGAGUUCCGGAUGACGCAUGGAUGCUCCGCCGGCGUCAAGUACGCGUAGUAUCAGGACUCUUCCCAUCACUCCGCAGAGUACGCCUGGAUCAUACUUGGAGCCUAGAUUCGUCUGCCGCCGAGGCCUUUUAAACUGUACAGACUUAGGAAGCUAGAAUCAUUGUGGACCAGGGUAGGGGAAUUGUACAUAGCAUAGAGGAGAAGUAUCUUUAAUCGGAUUGUAACAUCCUGCUGCCAACAAGCACCUAUUGCCGAAGACAUAAAACACGACUAGGCUGCUCUAGAGGAGAAUCUAGAGUUGAUCGCAUCUAGAUCUCGUGUGGCGCAAAGGCUUUCGACCUUAGCUUUUCUCGGUUUGUCCGCACUUGAGACGUAGCGUUCGUCUCUCCUUCCUCAAGCGACGAGGAUUUAUUUUCAUCACCUGUAUCCCUGGUGAAGGAAAUAGUCUGCGGUGUAGGAGGAAAAGAGAGGGUAUGUAGUGAGUCAUUGAAAAAUAGUAUCAUUUGCAAUUCAAAAUCCGAACUAUCAAACACAAUGUUGAAGUUGUUCAUUUCUGUGAAAAGACUCCAAUUUUCCUCUUUAAAAUGGGUGGGGUUGCAUGUAGUGGUGCUAUAUUCAUGUUGUUGUAAUAAAUUACAACACUUUUUGAAGUAAGCCGCUACCAUUUGAUUAUGCAUAAGUAACGUGAAAGGGUGUGAAAUUGAAAAUCAAAUCGUUUUUUUUUCAGCUUAUCAGUAUGAAGAAAAAUAGUCAAACGUUUAUACGAAUAUGAUUUCACAACAUUUAGUGCUUUAGGAUUAUGACAUGUGAAGCUUCUAAUAAACGCCUUAAAGCUUGAACAACAACUUUUAGCAAAAACAGUGAAGAUUUAUCUUCAAUGAAACAUAUUAUAUUAAUAGAUAAAAAUCAUUCCAAAUCUCUAGAGCAGUGAUGUCAAACUCAUUUGGCUUGCGGUUUGCCAACAAAAAUGGUCUUGCAGGCCAACAUUUAAAAUAUCGCUUCUGUGUCGUAAAAAAUACAUUCCUGCUUACUAUAGUAGACCGUUCUUCA
Molecule: messenger RNA, 2320 nt
Organism: Anopheles nili
Lineage: Eukaryota; Metazoa; Arthropoda; Insecta; Diptera; Culicidae
Product: progestin and adipoQ receptor family member 3
Exons: 6
Coding region: 195-1319 (374 amino acids)
Cellular component (GO): membrane
Molecular function (GO): signaling receptor activity
Source: RefSeq, a predicted model, not a curated record